UGGUGUACUUUAUGAUACUCUUCUGUACAACUAUAUGACAGAAACAAACUUCAAUCGACUAUGAGAUACGAGCUAUACAACCAGAGUAGCCACAGAAGAAUACACAUUGCAUACAAUAUACAAAAACUGAAUUCUGCCUAAAUUGAUCGUAUCUACAACUUAGUAAGGCCAGAGCAUACCACAAUUUAACUUCGUAAGGCCAGUGCAUCGCAUACGAUGGCUGGGGAAUUAGAUGUGGGAGAGUACACGACGUACGAAACAGUGAUCGUAGGCAUCGCCUUAGUAGCGACAGUCAUUCUGCUUCUCAGUCAGAAGUUAGAACCGCACACAUGCUUUCUCAUCCCUAUCAUAUUUAUCAUACUCUUUGGAGGAGCCACAAUAAAUGUAAUUUUGGAGGCGUUUUCAGACACUACAGUAUUCACAAUAGCACUAUUAUUAGUUAUUGGGCAUGGGUUGGCAAAGGCAGGCUUAGAUGAUAUCCUAACGCGGCACUUGCUGCCAAAGACUGGCAGCGUUGAAAGAUGCAUCACGGUCCUUUGUGUGUUCGUACCGAUGUUAUCCGGAUUUAUGUACAACUCUGCCGUAGUUGCUGUACUCAUUCCCACACUAAUCCGUUGGGCUGUCGGUCAUAACAGGGGCGUCGGGAAGUUGAUGAUACCGCUGAGUUAUGCAUCGGUUUUGGGUGGAACUUGCACUAUGAUCGGAAGCAGUACUAAUUUGGUAGCCAACAAUAUCUCGGGGCUUAAUCUGGGAACUUUUGACAUCACGCCAUUAGGUCUGAGUGUGCUAGGCUUUGGUGUGCUAUAUCUUAUGUUCUUUUCGCACCGAUUAUUGCCUGAAAACAAAAUAUCUCUACCGGAGGACGACGAUGCCGAUUUUGAUGAUAUUAUGUCGUAUGCUGUUCGCUUUGAGAUUCCGGACGGGCAUUUCUUGGUCGGUAAAACCGCUAAUGAAGUUGGUCUGUAUGAUUCUGCCGAGUUGCAACUUAAGCGAGUGGACCACAAUGAUGGGACCUGUGCAUUUCCUUUGCGGCCAAGUACUACCUUCAGGGUGGGGGACACCCUAACAUUUGCUGGGUCCUUAGAGAGGCUCGUCAGUGUAAAGUGCUGCUACGGUUUGGUGAAGCUCGCUCCCGACCAACAUCAGGGAUCAUCAGGUCGAUUGUUUGAAGUCGUUAUUGCUGACGUAGGCCCCAGUUUGGACACAUUUGGCGCGUAUCGGGACCGACUACGCAAAGAGUAUAGCGCUCUCAUACUCCAAGUAUAUCGGGGCGGCACCCUAAUAGUUGGGAAUGUAGAGCAGUUACAGCUGCCAUUGAUGCCCCGGGAUCUUCUGAUUGUAGAAUCCGACGAGAGAUUUCUUGAACUUGCAGAGAAUUCUCAAGAUUUCAGCUUAGUAGUUCAACUUGGCAUCAAGGCCACAAAGUGCGAAACAUGUGGCACAAAGGUAGAAACAAAAAGCAUCAAUAUUUGGUUGAUAGCGUUCAACACUGUUAUAUUUGCGGGUGCCAUCGUCCUGAACAUCUUCGUCAACGAGUUUGCAAGGAUCCUGUUGGGAGUAGUCACUAUUCAGAUUGCCAGUUUGGUCAUCACCUUUGGAACUGUCGGGAGCGUCUUUCUUAAAAAUGCCAAGGUAUUAAUGACUAUUAUGGGUGCUCUCGGAUUGGCGGCUGCGAUGCAGACUAGUGGACUUACGACGAGAAUGGCGGAUGUCAUCACAACGAUCACAGCAGAUUUAAGUGAAAUACUGAUCUAUCUAGUUUUCUACCUCUUCGCAACUCUACUGUCUUCAUUUAUCAACAACAAUGCGGCCGUAGCGCUUCUGCUUCCCAUCCUUCGAGAUUCAUCGAUAGCCGAGACCUCGUACUAUACGCAAGUCGUGUACGCAGUGCUAAUGGGGGCCUCUCACAGCUUCAUGCUGCCAUCUGGCGACAAAACGUCGCUAAUGGUGAUGGGACCUGGUCGGUACGACACCAAAAACUACGCGAAGACUGGAUUUCCUCUGCAGAUUAUAGGAUUCGCGGUGACGAUUUGUGUCCUAUAUUUUUACGAACAACGGUGGUUUAUUGCAAUCUUCUCGGUGUUAGUGGGCCUUCUUGGAGCCCUCUAUGCUUAUGUAAUAACAAGUGCUGAGGACUCGUUUGUGCAGAGUCAAUGGAGUACAGUACAACGGCGGCUCCGCCCUAAGCGUUGGCGGGACGAUCCAGAUGUCGAGGCCGCCGAUAAUGACGAGCAGCUGCAAGAGAAUGUCGAGAGUCGGUCGAUGACUUCAUCCGGAUCUCCCGAUACAGCGCUAUCAUUACAGGGACCGCCUGUCACGGUGGUGGCUUCAAAUUCCUCCCGAUCGGGGGAAUCUCAAGACGGCGAGAAAUUCAAACUGAAGAUAGCCAGAGCAUCGACGAACACGAACAUGACUGUGGAGGUAGAGUCAGAAAUAGUGAAUAUAGACACAGAAGGAAGCAGCAGGAGUCAUAGUGAAGCUUCAACGAGAGGCAGUCGCAGUAACAGUGAAGUUUCGACGGCCAGUAUGAGUGAAGCCAAUGAACCAUCCAAUGCUACGAGUCCGGAGCUAGAUAGUUCCGAGGAACCCUGCAAUGUCUAAAGCCAUACUAUAUUUCAAGCAGAGAAAAAAAAUAUUAUAGUAAUUAUCCCACAGCGGACAAGAUACUCACUUGAUGGGCACCAAUAAAAUUCUCGAUCAACUUAGCACACUCAGCAUCGUAAAUUCCAC
This is a messenger RNA of Sphaeroforma arctica JP610, 2730 nucleotides long. RefSeq lists its product as hypothetical. Gene Ontology annotation, cellular component: plasma membrane. Lineage: Eukaryota; Ichthyosporea; Ichthyophonida. The transcript has 3 exons. The record is from RefSeq and is a predicted model, not a curated record. Bases 217 to 2601 code for a protein of 794 amino acids. Gene Ontology annotation, molecular function: monoatomic cation transmembrane transporter activity. Gene Ontology annotation, biological process: potassium ion transport; transmembrane transport.